AUCUUAUCGUAAAACUGGCAAAAGACAAGUUUGGAGCCAUUCAGACGGAAUAUCAAAAGGCCAUCUACUACGAGAUAGGCUUCCUCGUGUGUGCGGCGGUGGGCCUGCUGUUCACCGUUCUGUUGCCGUUAGUCGGCCUCUUCUUCUGCAUGUGCCGCUGCUGUGACAACUGCGGCGGCGAGAUGCACCAGCGCCAGAGGAAGAACGCAGACUGCCGGCGCGGCCUGCUGGGAACGCUGCUCUUCUCCACCUCACUGGUCAUCACGAUCGGCGUGCUGUGUGCGUACGCUGCCAAUCAGAACCUGAGCUCUCAGGUGAAGAACAUCCGCAGACUGGUCAACAGCAACAUGAGGGACUUGCACACGUUCACCAAUGACACACCCAUGCAAAUUGAUUACCUCAUAUCUCAGUACGCCACGGCCAAGAAGAAAGUCAUCUACGACCUGAAUCAUAUAGGCCCUCUACUGGGUGGAAGGAUACAUGAUCAGCUGGAUAAGGAGGUCCAUCCAGCCCUGGACAGAGUGCUCAACAUGGCCGGAGUGAAAAUCGAGAGAGCCAUCAAAGCCAUGCGAGAAACCAAGGAGGCCCUGGAGAACGUCAGCGUGUCUUUGGAGGUCCUCCAGGAGGGGACGGGGAAACUCAACUUCAACCUGAGCCUGGUCCGCACCAACAUCAACCGCACGCUCAACGACCCCGGCUGCCACGACGAGAGGUCAGACGCCACCACUGCCCAGCUGUGCCGCAACAUCCGCCAGUCGCUGUCCCAGCUGCAGAUCAGCGCCAACUUCACACGGCUGCCCCGUGUGAACACUCAGCUGGAAAAAGUGAACGACGUAUUGAGGACGGACCUCAGCACCAUCGUGCAGCGGGGCUUUUCCUCUCUGAAUGACACGCCUCAUAUGGUGAUUGAACAGACCAGAAGUGUUGUGGAGGGUGUCCAGAACCUGGUGGACGGCAUCGGCCACAACAUCAGCAGCUUCUCCAAGGCGUUCCCAGUGCAGAGCUUUCUGUCCAACUUCACCAUCUACAUCAGCCACGCUCACGCUAAGAUUGAGGACCACUACCCUGAAAUUGACAAAAUGGACUUCUACAGGUGGAUCGGCUGCAUCGCUCUGUGCUGCAUGGUGGUCCUGGUCCUGGCCUUCAACUACCUCGGCCUGCUGUGCGGCACCCUGGGAUACGACAAGCACGCCUCGCCCACGACGCGCGGCUGCAUCUCCAAUACGGGAGGAACGAUGCUCAUGGCCGGCGUCGGGUUCAGCUUCAUCUUCUCCUGGGUGCUGAUGGGGGUGGUGACCACCAUGUUCCUGGCUGGAGGGAACAUCGAGAAGCUUGUCUGUGAACCUUUCCACACCAAAGAGCUCUUCAAGGUCGUGGACGCCCCGUAUCUGGUCAACCCGGAGUGGAGGAACUUCCUCCCAGGAUACAUGUACAACGACUCAGAGCUGGAGCUGACGGCAGAGAGUUUAUACAGCACGUGCAAAGAGAACAAAGGCAUCUACUUGGCCAUGCGUCUGGACAAAGUCUUCAACAUCUCCACUUUCCUGAACACGACAAUGUUCACUAAGGACGUGGUGAGUCAGCUGGAGAGCGUCAGGAUCGACCUGAGAGGAAUAAUCCUGUUAGAGGCGGAGGGGAAGCAGAACCUCCUGGAUUUCUCUGAAGCAGGACUGUCAGAGAUCAACUACGCCGACUAUCUGGAAGAGGUGAAUAAAGGAGUGACCGUGGUCGACCUGCUCUCGUUCGCCAGAGACCUGGAGGCUCAGACAGACCUCAUGCCCAGAGGCGCUCUGCAGACGGCUCUGAAGGGCCACAGCGGCACACUGCGACAGAUCCACACUCAGCAGAUCACCCCCAUGGAGCAGGCCAUGAAAUAUGUUAGAGCGAGGAGUGCGUUGAACCAGAGCAUGAGGUUCCUGGAGAGAACAGCCUCAGAUCUACCGAACAAAGUCUUGGAGGUUCUCGACGCCAUCGCAGCUGCGCAACAUCUCAUCUCCCAGAAUGCCACACAGUUAAUCAAUCGGGAAACAGGAAAAUACACAGCGACCAUCGUUGGCUACUUCCAUCAGUACAUAGAAUGGGUCAAAACGUCUCUGGCCAUGGAGGUGGCCCCCUGCAAACCCUUCAGCAACAUGGUGGACACCGCAGAAAUCAUAGCUUGUAGUUUCUUGGUGGACUCUAUGAACACUUUCUGGAUGGGCCUGGGCUGCAGCACUCUGUUCCUGCUGCCGAGCAUCAUCCUGGCUGUGAAACUGGCCAAGUUCUAUCGCAGGAUGGACACAGAGGACGUUUACGACGACAUUGAGACAAUUCCCAUGAAAACCAUCCCAACCUAUGACACUAUGAACAGGUUCCCGCGGGCCUCGGCUCCUCCGAGGCACAUCGACUGGUGACAGAGAGCCGACUCUCGUUCAGUGCCCUCGAAAACUGGAACU
Molecule: messenger RNA, 2435 nt
Organism: Paralichthys olivaceus (Japanese flounder)
Lineage: Eukaryota; Metazoa; Chordata; Actinopteri; Pleuronectiformes; Paralichthyidae
Source: RefSeq, a predicted model, not a curated record